Messenger RNA from Cuscuta epithymum, 756 nucleotides. Lineage: Eukaryota; Viridiplantae; Streptophyta; Magnoliopsida; Solanales; Convolvulaceae. The record is from the annotation of a GenBank genome assembly.
UAAUAUCAUGAGAGAGAGAUGCAGAUGAGAGCAAUUUUCCGAGACGCAGAGGAGAGCGAUGGAGAUACGCUGAAUAGAUUUCCAAUCGGUGUUUCUCAAACCUGGGAGAGCGACGGAGAGACGCAGAAGAGAUUUAUGAUCGGUGUUUUUCAAAUCUGGGAGAACGACAGAGAGACUUCCAACUCUCAUCUCAGGGAAGGUCCCAUAGCCGGAAUUAAGCAUGACCGAAAAAGUGUGUUCGGAUUCCUCGUUUCAGCAUCGCCAGGCAGCCAUGCUAUCCAUUUGUUGGUCUCCAGGCUGGAAACAAAGAGAAGAGUAGCGACGAUAAAGAUAUAUCAGAUUAUUAUGAUGUUAGGUAUUGAUGCAAAGAAGCUAAUGCUUGCUCUAACUGUUGGUCACUGAUGACUGAUGAGAGUUUAUGAUGAAGUCUCUGGAGUCCAUUUGUAAACCUAUUAUCGGCACUUCCAACUUGCCAAGUGCCAACUUAAUGGGGAUCAAGGUCCAGAAAAAACUCAAUCAGAAAACAAGACAUGACGAUGUGAAGGGAAGUAGCAGUUUUCAUCCAAAAAAGUGAAGGGAAGUAGCAGUUGGCUAUUCAGAAAAUACUAUGGAUAUAGAAAAUUAUGGCUUAGUUUAUUGUUGUAUAUCCUAUGAGGUUCUUUACAUCCUCUCAUUUCUUUUGGGAUAGAAUGGAAUUGAAUGUUUGAAUGGCAUUCUUAUCAACUUAGCAAUGAAAAGCUGGCCUUACUUCUCAUU